Belonocnema kinseyi is the source of this 3964-nucleotide messenger RNA. RefSeq lists its product as uncharacterized. NCBI's taxonomy places the organism in Eukaryota, Metazoa, Arthropoda, Insecta, Hymenoptera, Cynipidae. The transcript has 4 exons. The record is from RefSeq and is a predicted model, not a curated record. Bases 552 to 1082 code for a protein of 176 amino acids.
CGUGCAAGGGCACGUUCUCCCAAGAACGACACGAGCUUGCUAAUUGCUUCUGCGAAGAUGACACCAUCAUUACGGUUGAACCUGUUGUUCACAAAAUGUUGCAAUCUCGGACCCAAGACCUAUGAAAGAACCGCCAGGAGGGGAAUAGGACUUUCUCUUAUGUGCUGAUCGAAGUGAACUCGAGACUGCCUCACUCAGAAACAUUCAGCAACAGGUUUUUCUUAAAGCAACAACCAUCUGUAUCGUCGGUUUUUAAUUAGUGCCAAGUUGUUGUGAAAAAUUGUUUGCUUGUGUGCCACGCAGGAGGUAAAUUUCCUGGUUCCAUACUGAAAGUUUCUUUCCCCAUGAAAGUGUCUCUUAUAUUUUCCUGUGAUAAGACUGUUUGGCAGAUUUAUGGAAGUAAAUCGAGUUUUCGCGUUGUGCGUAGUCAAAGUCUAAAAAUCCAAAUAAGUAAAAUAAAACAAUAAAACAUUUAAAUAUUACUUUUUUAUUUGAUAUCGCACAGUUUAUGUAACAACUUCGCUCGUUAGCAUUCUCACACGUAGCAGAGAAUGCAGUUAACAAGGAUAAUAACGCUCCUCGUAUGCUGUUUCCUGACACUGACGAACGUGACAGGAGCCCCCAGUCCACAGGAACCAGUUUUCGAACUUCCAGUACAACUCGUGGGGUUUCCGGUUAUCAUAGCGGCUGUCAGAAUUUCAAAUUUUGUCAAAAAACUCGCUUACUCUCUUAACCCAGAAACAUACACUAGUAGGACAAAGCGAGAUUUACCACGCUUAAUUGAUGAGGAAAUUUUAGAUGUCAGUCAAGUAGAAAAAAAACUUGUGACCGAAAUGGGGAUAAAUGUUUGUAUAUACGAGAGAAUUUGUGAAAAAUAUUCUGAGAUUACAUUAAAAAGGAGAGGCAGAUAUCACAGGCUGGAUUGGGAUGCCGUUUUCAGCCAAUACAAGUCGUCACCAGAUCGAAUGAAGGAGAACUACUUGUUAAGCGUCUUCUUGGGUGACAUAGUUGGUAGCCCAAGACUCUGUCAUCAAUUGAAAAAGCGAGGAAGAGCAUGUGUUAAUAGCACUUUAUCGGAUUAGUUCUAGAUUACUACUUUUAAUACUGUGAAAGAAAUGUCCGAUAAAGUUAUCGACGCUGAGUCUUAUAUCAAACAUUUGUAAGAAUGAACAAAGAAUACCUCAGAGCAUAUACUAAAUAUAUUUCGUACCGCAACUUUGAAAACAUUUUGACCUGUAAAAUGAAUAUUUAGAAAAUUUUAUGAACGAAAAUCAUUCGUCGAACUUUUAAAGACUGUUAGAAUUUUAGUGAUAAAAUGUAUUUGUAAACAUAUUUUUUCUAUAAAUUGACGCUUGCAAUUGAUAUGAGUCUGUUUGCUGGUAGCGCCGUAUAUGAAUCUAUUCUCUAUGCUUAUACAGCAGAACAUAAGAAGAUGUAAUAUAGUUAGAGGUAAUUUUGACUGCAUGUAAACAUUUAUUUUUCGGCGAAAGCUUUAACAAAUACAUCAUUAAAACUCUUGUAGGCUACUUCAAGAUUGAUGAAAAGGACUUUAUAAUACACUGUAAAAAUCUUUUUGUCUGAGAAUUUCCUAGGGAAACAUUAAAUGUUAAUUUAAAAGUCAAUUUCAAGUUUGUGUAUACAAUACUAUAUAUGUUAAUUGAUGGCUAGAUAGGCGUAAGAAGAAUUCAAUGUCAAAUCAUCUAAAGAAUCAAAUGUAUUGUUAGUAAUUUCGAUGAAAGUUCUAUUAUACAUUCUCUUAGGUGAUGCCAGAAACCGCCUGAAAUAAUUGUCAAAGAAUGAAAAAACAUAGAAGACAUACAAAAUCGAAAAUUUUUGUCCUUUUCUUGAAUUUUCAUAACUUUGAUCCUAUUAUUAUAUAUACGACUUUUAGAGGAGAUUGUAAGCUAUCCAUAUAAAAUUAAAGAAAAUAAAAAAUGGAUUUUUUGUAAAAAAUUUAGUUUAAACAUUUGUUUUUGAAAAAAUUCUUUGAAAUGUUUUUCCCAAAAAAUGAUAAUUCUUUAAAACAGCUUCUUAUUGGGAAUCAGGUUUUAGAAUUCAAGUGUUCGGACGGAUAUAACCGAAUUCAUUGAAAUUGAGGCAAACUGAUCUGAUAUUAAAGCCAAAAGAUAGUUGUACACUUCAAUUCAUUAGUAAUUAUUUCUUUGUUUUCAUUUAAAUAUUAUGAGUAUGUACUUUGCAAGCUAGGGCGGUCCAAAAAAUGCGUUUUCAUAUAAAGGGCAUGCAAUCUCCUCCGUUAUUUUGUGACGAUCAUCGGUAUUAACAGGGAAAUUUCUUUCCGGAAUAAUAAGGUUCACUUUCUUGGGUGCAAACUAAGCUUGGAAGAGAUUACCAUAAUUUGUUGGGGUUCUCCAACCAAUAAUUUUCGCUCCAUAAAAAAAAUCUUGAACUUACCAUUUUGUGAAAAAUUGACAUAUACUUGUAUAAACUUUGUUUUUCCCUUUUUGGCCUCAAAUUACUUUUAUUCGACAAGUAAAAUGUUUAUGGGCAUUUAUUUUAUUAAUAAGCAAUUGCUUAAACAUUUCUAUUUUUCUCAACUUUUUUUUCCUAUGCUACCAACUCAUUAAAAUGAACGUUUUUUUACAUUCAAUCAGCCAAUUACUCAUUGUCAGAUUUGAAUAAUUGCAAAUUACGGUAUAAACCACAUAAGAAGAUAAAUUUGAAAUAUUUAUUUAAGACAAAAAUUCUAAAAUAAAAUUUUUUUUUAAACAAAUACGAAUUUGUUCCAAAAUAUGGUAGUAAUAUCUUAAUGUCUUAGAAAUGUAAUGGCAAGCGAUACAUUUUGUAAAAAAAUGUCGAUUUCAGUUGUUUGGGGUAUUUUUGGAGCUCCAUAAAAUGAAUCCCGGUUGUCGAAAUCCACAGAAAUUUAGCGAAAAUUACCCUACAGACUCACAAACGAGUGCAGAUAAUCUCCGUAAGCUAAGUUUAACCCAGAACUUUAAUCUCAUUUUUCGGUAAACAAGCGUGUUUUCAUGUGAAUGUUGUCUAAUUUAUCGGGCCUUUGUGGUACGUACUGAUAUUAACCGUUGGGCUAGAACUUAUAAAAUUUUCCGAGGACCUCAUAAAAUGGGAGAGGCAGGUAGCAUUACCUCUAAUCGAACAAAAUUGUUUAACACUCAUGAUUUUGGAACUCAUUUAUAAUGCAGGUGUUACAUUUACCUAUACAUAAUAAUACUUAAUGCAUGCCUAUUUUCUAUCCACAUGGAUUCAAUAAUGAACGAUUUAAAUAGCUAGGCUGUCGCUUCAGUUUUAUUCUAUUCUAUAUUUAACGUCAUUCUUUUAUACGAAGGAAAGAACAUAAAAAGCAUUAGAUAUUGCUUUCGCCGAUUAAAAUAAUUGCUUCAUUAGGAAUCAGAUGAUGUGCUUUACGGAGCGGCAGCUUCGUCAUUCAUGUAUCGAAUGCGACGUGACUUGAUUGACAGAGAUUAAUUGUAAUUACUCUAGCGGGAAUAAAAAAAACGAUCCGCACUUGAAUCUAUAUGCCACUAGAGCUUGUGUUGAAAUAUUAAAUUGUUUCGCAAAGGCCGUAAAUAAGAUGUAGCAUAGUUAUAAGAAAUCAUUUUUUCAUAUAGUAAUAAAAUUACAAUUACAAUGCGAUUUCUUUGCGGGGAAAUACCAUAUUUCCGCACGCUGAAAUCGCUAAUCCCGUAGUGAAUGAAUAUAUAUAUAUAUAUAUAUAUAGAGAGAGAGAGAGAGAGAUAUGCAAUAUACAAUUUGUGUGCCAUACCAACAAGUUUUAAAUUACUUUUGCAACUAUGAAUACAAGUUAUUGUUGGCAUCUCGUACUUGUAUUGUGAAAUGUGCUAUUUAAGAAUGUAUACUGUAUAGUUUUUUAAAUGUAAUUGCUACAUAUAUUUUGAUCACUUUUGCUUUUAUCACUUACCCAAUGUCCUAAUAGCAAUUUAUUUGUUAAAAUUUACUGAGUACUUAUAUUACGUAACGUUAU